GGGUGUCAAUUUUUUGCCCUCUUCAAAUUCAAAACUCGGGGGCGACGGUGCCACGGUGCUUCGGCAGUUCGUGCUGUGCUUGAUCGGGAAAUGUUCAAUUUCGCCGUGUCAGCGAUGAAGAUGCAAACUUUGGCUAACUAGGCAACGAGAAAGAGCGAAAGAUGGAGCGCGAAAUCCUUUUCGGAGACCACCUCCGACUACCCGAGGCGUCGUUCUCGUCGUCGUGCGAGCUCGAACUGCUUAGGCUCCUCCGCGACGUUGACCUGGCCGUACUCGAGAAGCACCAGUCGUGGCGGUCGCAACUCGACGACGCCGCUGCGGCGCGCCGGCGCUCGGAGGCCGAACUCGAACAAGCUCGCCGGGAACUGCGCUCGAGUCGGGACGAGAUCGACCAACUCCGCGACCACAUCGGCUACCUGGAGAGCGCGCAGGCGGACCUGGUCUCCAAGUACGAGAAGCGACUGGCGGACCUCAGAGGCGACGUGCUCAAGAUCAAGAAGCGCUACGGCGAACUCAAGACUCAGCCGGAGUCGCAAGCGAUGCCGGACUUCUGGCGGGUUAGGGCUAGCGACCUGGAAAAGGAGCUUGUGGAGCUGCGUCGGGAAGCCGCCUCCCUGAAAGGGGUCAACGGCGACACAGACUCCCGUGAGAGAGAGUUGAGGAGAGUGAUUGCCGAGAAGGACGGAGUCAUCGACAGGUUGACGGAGACGGUGACCCAGCUGACGAAGAGGGUUCGACACGCCGAGGGUGUGAAGUCGACACCCCCCGAUUGGGGGGAUAAGGGGUGUCAAAUGGUGGACGAGUUUUUGGACGCCUUCGAAGGGCACAGGGAGAAGAAUAUCGAGGGUUUGCGCAGGAAGAUCAGGGGCCACGUGAAGGAAGUGACGGCAAAGUUUGAGCACGACCGCAAGACCAUGUGACACUACUGCGAGCUCCUCGGACUCUGUGUACUCCGGUCACCCCUGGCCUGACAGUGCGGUGGGAGCUACGCGUUCACCGGACCAAUCGACCACCUCCCUUUCAUCACCCGACCCUGCUUUCUACCCGUUGGUAUGAGCAGAAUGUGAUCACUUGGAGAAAGAUGGACGUUUUACUAGUCCAGCGAGCGCGUAGCUUCCGCCAUUCCGUUGUCUUAGAUGUGAACGGAGUUUAAAAUGGAGUGACAUCCCGUGCCCUGCAUGUUCAAAGCCGUCGUGUCGAAACUUGUAUGGGAGCUUCGUUUGCGACGUGAAACGUGGCGUCUCUUCGUCUAGUAUACCGAAUAAACCUCCUGCACACCCCACACAAUGAAAGAACAGCACUUUCAAGUCCUGUGCCUCUCACUCCGACGGUUUGAUCUCGCAGUCUCUUUCGCCAAGCUUCACGCUCGAAGCUGGUUUGCACAAUAGCAUUCGAGUGUGACCGAUGUGCCUGCUAACAGGUAGUCCUCAACGCUUCUUUGUACAAAUUUUUAUAGUCCUUACACAUCAUUCUUUAACCGUGGACUUAAAAUAAUUCUGACAGUGGUAUAAGCGACCAUUUCGUAAAUAGAGCAUAGAUUUAACCGCACAGAUACUGGAAAACCUUCGGUCCAGUAGUCUUAUGCAGGUCGGAAGGGCACCAGGGUUACUCGAUAGACGGCGCCAGCGUGCUCUCGUCGUAAGCAGGCACGAUGCAUUUCGGUAACGCUCGAGGGCAAAUGUGAAAACUAGCCUUCAACGUUGCGAAGGCAUUUGGUGCGUCCUCAUAUUCUGUUUAGCUCUGGUGGGAAGGUGGCACGAACGAUUUCAUUAACAAACAAGAUGGGGCAAAUAACUUCUUUUUUUUUUUUUUUCCUUCUCAACUGCGGAUGAGCUGGACUCGUCCUUGCCAUCAAGUAGGCUCGAAAGGUUGUUUUUAAUAAAAUCCCGAGAUCCACAUUGCGACAAGCGGCAUGCUUUCUUCUCGAGGGUUCUGCAUAAAAUGAUGUUUGCCAGCUGGCCUGUGACCUUCCGGCCCAUUCGCACAGCUGUGUUCGACGAUGUUCAACUACGUCACAAACGUCACCGGGACAAUGUGCUCUAUGUGUUGCGUGCCAAGCUGCCUCUUGGAUUGGUUGCUACGCGGUCGUAAUUUGACGCAGGUCCUCGGAACCUAUGCAGAGGGCAAGUUUGUCUGCUCUUCUUUUGCAGGGGUUGUGCUGAUGUCAGAAUUCCGAGCUCCCAUUGGCUCUGAUUAAAGGAUUGUGGGUAUACCUCAAGGCAGCUUGCUUUGAGGUCUGCCCACUAUCCUUCAAUCAG
Ixodes scapularis (black-legged tick) is the source of this 2258-nucleotide messenger RNA. RefSeq names its product centrosomal protein of 63 kDa. NCBI's taxonomy places the organism in Eukaryota, Metazoa, Arthropoda, Arachnida, Ixodida, Ixodidae. The transcript has a single exon. The coding region runs from base 162 to 920 and encodes 252 amino acids. The record is from RefSeq and is a predicted model, not a curated record.